Notolabrus celidotus (New Zealand spotty) is the source of this 5782-nucleotide messenger RNA. RefSeq names its product ectodermal-neural cortex 1 (gene enc1). The coding region runs from base 460 to 2235 and encodes 591 amino acids. The transcript is spliced from 3 exons. Lineage: Eukaryota; Metazoa; Chordata; Actinopteri; Labriformes; Labridae. The record is from RefSeq and is a predicted model, not a curated record. Gene Ontology annotation, molecular function: protein binding.
ACACACACACACACACACACACACACACACACUCACUCUUCAUUUCCUGCGGGGUGACGGUCCUCCCCCUCUCCCUGUAAACACACCCACAGCCUCCAGUGAGAGGAGCACUGGGAGCGCAGGAGGAGGACCGUCACUGAGGAGCAGAGCUGCGACGCACGAGCAACGCCUCCACACACCUCCGCGCAUCCUUUUACGCUGAACCCUGUCUAUUCUCUCACGUUUAAAAUCAACUCCAGGAGAGAAUUUUUUUUUGCAGAGAAUCAAGUGUCUAGCUCGUUAUCCGGGGGUACAAAACGUCCCCACACUGUCCGAGUUUACGCCAGCAUUUUCGGGAAUACGCGCGGAGUUGUUCGCACUCCCCGGGCGCAGGCUUGCAUCGUGGCUCUUCCAGAAGUGGCAUGUUCGAGGGAUACCACGGGCACUAUUGAACUCCUGCUUUCACCCAAAGAGGAUUCAAUGAAAAUGUCCGUGUGUGUCCAUGAGAACAGAAAAUCACGAGCCAGCACUGGCUCGAUGAACAUCUACCUGUUCCACAAGUCCUCCUACGCUGACAGCGUCCUCAUGCACCUCAACUCACUGAGGCAGCAACGGCUCUUCACAGAUGUCCUGCUCCAUGCUGGCAGUCGCUCCUUCCCCUGCCAUCGUGCCGUGCUGGCCGCCUGUAGCCGAUACUUUGAGGCCAUGUUCAGCGGCGGGCUGAGGGAGAGCCAGGCCAGCGAGGUCGACUUCCGAGACUCCAUUCAUCCAGAGGUUUUAGAGCUCCUGCUGGAUUAUGCGUACUCGUCACGUGUUGUCAUCAACGAAGAGAAUGCAGAGUCCUUAUUAGAGGCAGGGGACAUGCUGGAGUUUCAGGACAUCCGAGAUGCCUGUGCUGAAUUCCUCGAGAGGAACCUCCACCCGUCAAACUGCCUUGGCAUGCUGCUGCUGUCCGAUGCCCACCAGUGCACCAAGCUGUCAGAGCUCUCCUGGGGCAUGUGCCUCAGCAACUUCCCGGCUAUUUGCAAGACAGAGGACUUCCUCCAACUGCCCAAAGAUAUGGUGGUGCAGCUUUUGUCACAUGAGGAGCUAGAGACUGAAGAUGAGAGACUGGUUUAUGAAGCUGCCCUGAACUGGAUCAACUAUGAUUUGGAAAAGAGGCACUGCCACCUUCCAGAACUCCUGAGAACCGUUCGUCUGGCUCUGCUUCCGGCCAUCUUUCUGAUGGAGAACGUAUCCACAGAAGAGCUGAUCAACGCCCAGGCCAAGAGCAAGGAGCUUGUGGACGAAGCUAUCAGGUGUAAGCUGAAGAUCCUGCAAAAUGAUGGUGUCGUUAACAGUCCAUGUGCCAGGCCGAGAAAAACCAGCCAUGCUCUCUUCCUUCUGGGUGGGCAGACCUUCAUGUGUGACAAGUUAUACUUGGUGGACCAGAAAGCCAAAGAGAUUAUCCCCAAGGCUGACAUCCCAAGCCCUCGUAAAGAGUUCAGCGCCUGUGCCAUCGGCUGUAAAGUGUACAUUACUGGUGGUCGAGGCUCUGAGAAUGGCGUGUCCAAAGAUGUGUGGGUCUACGACACAGUCCAGGAGGAAUGGUCCAAGGCGGCACCAAUGCUCAUUGCAAGGUUUGGUCAUGGUUCUGCUGAGCUGAAACACUGUCUCUACGUUGUAGGAGGUCAUACUGCAGCAACUGGCUGCCUUCCAGCCUCUCCAUCAGUAUCACUCAAACAGGUGGAGCAGUUUGACCCAGUGGCGAACAAGUGGACCAUGGUUGCUCCUUUGAGAGAGGGUGUGAGUAAUGCAGCAGUGGUCAGCGUCAAACUCAAGCUCUUCGCCUUCGGAGGAACAAGCGUCACCCACGACAAGCUGCCUAAAGUGCAGUGCUACGAUCCGCAAGAGAACCGAUGGACUGUACCCGCAUCCUGCCCGCAACCUUGGCGCUACACCGCCGCUGCUGUGCUUGGAAACCAAAUCUUCGUCAUGGGUGGGGAUACCGAGUUCUCUGCAUGCUCAGCCUACAAGUUCAGCAGUGACACCUACCAGUGGACUAAAGUUGGGGAUGUAACAGCCAAGCGUAUGAGCUGCCAGGCUGUUGCAUCGGGGAAUAAACUGUAUGUGGUGGGUGGGUACUUUGGUACGCAGCGGUGUAAAACUCUGGACUGCUACGACCCCACACUGGAUGCUUGGAACAGCAUCACUACCGUGCCGUACUCGCUCAUCCCCACUGCGUUUGUCAGCACCUGGAAACAUCUGCCUGCCUGAGCCCCCCAAAAACCUCCACACCCUUUUCAUGAGAUUUCCCUGUUUUGCAUCAUCUACUGGACUCCGACUGUGAAGAAGCACACACCAUCCUCCUCUAAAAAGAGACACUGGGCAGUGAUGUACAGACACCCGCAUUCAUCUCGACGUUGCAAAGAAACAGAUGCAGAAAAACACGUACAGCUGGACACUUUUACUGGAAUGAUGUCACGUCUCGUCCCUGCGAGGGAGGCGUACAGUUCUGCCGCUCCAUGUAAACAAACAAACCGAACACACCGCUGCUUGUUGUUUGAGGCACAGGCUACCGACUGUGCGUACGUGUGGCACAUCAGGCUUUCACGCUGCAAUAUGAGGACUGCGAAAAACAUCACACACUUUCCCAUUUAGUCAUGAUCGGCUUGUGAGGGUGUGUAUUGACGAGAAAAAAAAUACUCUUUUCAUGGAGACUGCAAUGUAUAGCAUGAUGGAUGUUCUAUUUAGAUGGAAGGAGGGAGAACGCAAUGAUUGCUGUGCUUAUGAACAGAAAGCGACUCUGUUUGACUGAGUUGAGGUGAUUUAUGAAAGGCACAAUGAAGGAGCUAAUCUCCCCCUUCUUUCCUCUAAUAAGCUCUUUUAUCUGACCCUUUUGUUUCUCAUUUUUCCUUCCUUCUGAAGACAUGCUUUGACACAAGAACAAACCUUUGAGUGCUCCUCUCUUGCUGUCGCUGCGAGCCUCAAGGUGUCGAUGACCGACACCAGCUGAGGUUGAGGGUGAUAGCGGGGGUCGAGGUGCCUCGGGGUCACGACCUUAAAUGUUUGCUGUUUUGCGGCUACGCAUUAACGCCCGCUGAGUGCCGGUUAACCAACCCGCUUGCACACAGGGGCAGUAUUCAGUGUCAGGAUUCAACACUGUCACAUUCAGCUGUAUGCUUAAUGCUGUAAUGGACCGGCUGUGCUUCUGUUAUUCUGAUAAAAGCUGCGGCUCGCUUGCUGAGUCAUAGCUGAAUCGUUUUUAGAGCAUGUCCACUCAUAGUGAUUCAGUGAAACUGGCAUGAACUCUUCUCUGUGCUCGCAGAAAUAUUGUCACCUUAACCCUAAACUGAGAAUUAAUCAGUUUAUUUUUUAAAAAACUUGCUGCAAUGUAGUCUUAAUUUAUAUGACAAUGAUAACUCUGUUAUGUUAAUAUGUUUAAUCCUAUUUAUUUCUUCUCUGCCUGCAUUCUUAUGUGAAUGUAUGUCUGGGUUAUGUCAUGCAUGGCCAGGUGUUGUGUUCUUUUUUAAAAUCUCAGUUGGGCUGCAUUUUGCACAGUUCAGACUUUCCCAGGUGGAGCUUGUUCUUUUUCAAAAUCCUCUCCAAGGAUUUUCAUUUAUGUCAGAGUGUGGAUGGAAGAGGAAGGCUGGCUCGGGUUACUGAUGUUGUGAAGCCAUAAAUAAGACUGAAUGGGGUUUAAAGUCUAAACCUGAGUUAACACUAAAACUACCAAAAGUCUAAAAUUACUAGAAUACCCAAAGUUAACCUCUUUUUUAAACAUUACUUACAUGUGAAUUUUAGCAUUAUGCAUAAAUUCUGACAUUAGAUGGAUCUCUAAUGAUUGGAUGGGUAAUUUAAAAGCCUCUCAAUAAGCACUACAUUAUAGAAUCUGUCACUGAAACACAUAAACCAGACGCUGAUUUAGAGAGUGAUUAUAUUAAUCCUUUUUUAAACAUAUUCUAAAGUUAGAGUAACUUUGGCAGCAGUAUCCGGCUUAGUUUUAACUCCUAGAUAAGUUAGCCUUGGAGUCACGCCAGUCUUUAAGAGCAAUGAACAUGGGUUAAUUAAAAUGAUUAUGGGCAUUUAACAAUUAAGAUUGUUAAGGCUAUUCAAUGCAAGAUAAUUUGGCUUGUCAUUCAUAUUUAAAGAAUUAGAAUGGUUGAUUUAUAAGCAGCAGCCUCCGUUUGGUCCAAAAAACUGCAGUUCCCAGAGUGUCCACUGGAGGCUGGCUGCAAAAGUUGAGGAAUCCCCAUUAACUCUCAUGUUAAAAUGCCCUUUUUAACAGCUAAAUUAAAGAUGUUUAUAGCCUGGUUAAAAGUAACAGUUUCAGUCUGAAUAGCUUAUUUCUUCAUUUGUAUGCAAUAUUGAAUUAGAGUAAGAGUUCUUUGUGGACGCCAUUGAGGCUACAUCCAUGUUGUAUGCGGUCUAUGGAUUUCAGCAUUGUAAUCUGCAUACAUGGCAAUGAAAAUUAAGAGGGCAAAUCAACAUAAAAUCACACAUAAGAUAGGAAAACAACAUGUUGGUAUGACAAUUUUAAUUUGAAACCAAAGUAUAAGAUUAAAUAAUAAAUAAUAAAACACUGUCAGAAUGAAUAAUCAACAUAUAAAGGGCCAUUCAGACCCUUGUAGUUACAUGAGUUUAUUUUGGCAAAGUUGUAACAUGACUGCUUUGGUAGUUUUAGGGUUAAAUCCCUCUAUUUGGACCAAAAUAGGUUCAACACAACAAGAAGGUAUGAACCAUAAAACCAGAUAAGACUGCUGGAAUGAUGCAGUGUGUGACCCAGUAUUUAUCAGGGACGUUACACAGCGACCCUGACACGGUGAAGAAUGCGACAGUCUCUGCAGCUGUCCCAAGGACAGCUGGAGGACUGUCACAUGUGCUAACUUGGCUUCUUAGAGAGUUAACCCUCCCCUUGUCUUCUUCUUCUUCUCCAUCAGAAUGAGGAAGAGCUGAAUCCAGUAAGCUGUGCAUUGAUAAGGGCAGACACCGCAGUGCUUUUCACCAUAGUCUCAAUAAUGCACAUAGUAGAAAAAAAGAAAAAACAUUGCAAGUUCCUAAAGACCAAAAAGAGAGAAUGUCUUAAAAUACUUGCAUAUUUGUUCACUCUGAUCAGUGUUUCUGUCUGUGUGUCUGUCUCUGUGACCUGAGCAUUGACGUUCUGCAUUUGAAUAUUAAUGUAAUCAUUGAAUUUCAAUGUAAGAGGUAAUGUUUUGGUAGGAUGUGUAUAUAUUUUUCAAAUGUCCUUCCUUGUGGCGUCAUACAUCCAAUCAAAUCAAAUCUGUGGGGAUCAGUUUGUAGAAAGAAAAAAAAAAACACUCAGUAAAUUCCUGCUCAGCUCCUUAAGCCACCCAAGAGCUCAUCCUUUUAUUGGCCAUUUCCAAAGCCUUCUAUAGGGACCCUUGUGGCUCCAUAAUGUUGACCUCCUCAGACCGCUGAACACAGAGCGGCUGGCUCGACCAAUCAGAUGCGAGCGUCUCCUUCCCAUAGGUCCCAAGUUUCCCCAGCAACAGCGAGUAAUGAAUGCCCCCUUCAAUUUGCACCUAAUUGCUGAGUGGCAUUUCCCUGUUCCUGCUCCUGCCCUCCUCUUUAUCCUGUGUUUUAUCUGGAAAAUCCAGCUGGCUCACAUUGGAGCGCAGAAUCUUGCCUCACAUGAUGAUGUAAAUUAGACAGAAAAAAAUACUGUCAGUGUGCAUCAGUUUCAUUUGACUGUCAUGUAAGAGUUUAAUUUCUAUUUUUAUGGCAUUAUUUUGUACAUGUGAUUUUUUUCACAAUGUGAAAUUCAUGGCUAAUAAACAUAAGAGUUUUUUCCUCUUGACUGGAA